Asterias rubens (European starfish) is the source of this 3593-nucleotide messenger RNA. Its product is annotated as isocitrate dehydrogenase [NADP], mitochondrial-like. Gene Ontology annotation, biological process: isocitrate metabolic process. The coding region runs from base 107 to 1456 and encodes 449 amino acids. Gene Ontology annotation, cellular component: mitochondrion. Lineage: Eukaryota; Metazoa; Echinodermata; Asteroidea; Forcipulatida; Asteriidae. Gene Ontology annotation, molecular function: isocitrate dehydrogenase (NADP+) activity; magnesium ion binding; NAD binding. The transcript is spliced from 10 exons. The record is from RefSeq and is a predicted model, not a curated record.
CAAUUAAUCCCUGGGCCUACGCGACGUUUGUUCACGUGCAUGUAUUGAAAGCCGGUAGCGGGUCUUUUCUCUAAAUUGCUGAUAAGCUCACAACCAAUCUGGAAAAAUGGCUGGAACUGUCGCUAAAUUAUGCCGGUCUGUGGGCAGCCUGGGUCGUUUGGAGUCUUCAAAAUGCGGCAUGUUAGCCAUGGCCAAUGUCAGUCAACGGAAUUAUUCCAACAAAGGCAGCCGUAUUGAAGUAGCCAAUCCAGUGGUUGAUUUAGACGGUGAUGAGAUGACACGUGUUAUCUGGGAAAAGAUCAAAGAAACGCUGAUCUUCCCAUACCUGAAGCUAGACAUCAAAUACUUUGAUCUUGGUUUGCCUUAUCGAGACUCGACUAAUGAUCAGGUGACCAUUGAUUCUGCUCAUGCCAUCUUGAAAUACAACGUUGGAAUCAAAUGUGCAACCAUUACUCCAGAUGAGGAGAGAGUUGUUGAAUUUGAUUUGAAGCAAAUGUGGAAGAGUCCAAAUGGUACAAUUAGAAACAUCUUGGGUGGUACCGUGUUCCGUGAGCCAAUCAUGUGUAAGACAAUUCCUCGUCUUGUACCUGGAUGGACAGAGCCUAUUGUGAUUGGUCGUCAUGCUUUUGGAGAUCAGUACCGUGCUACUGACUUCGUGGUAGACCAACCUGGGAAGUUUGAAAUGGUGUUUACUCCAACUGAUGGCAGUGAGAAGACAGUCAUCCCCGUUUAUGAAUUCAAUGCUGGCGGCUGUGGGCUUGGAAUGUACAACAAUGAUGAGUCUAUUGAAGGAUUUGCUCACAGUUGCUUCCAAUAUGCACUGGCCAAGAAGUGGCCUCUUUACCUCAGCACCAAGAACACCAUCUUGAAGAAAUACGACGGCCGCUUCAAGGACAUCUUUGAAGCUAUCUACCAGGAAAAGUACAAGAAAGCGUUUGAAGAUGCCGGUGUUUGGUAUGAGCAUCGUCUUAUUGAUGACAUGGUUGCACAGGCUCUCAAGUCAUCCGGUGGUUUCGUCUGGGCGUGCAAGAACUACGACGGUGAUGUCCAGUCUGAUGUCGUUGCUCAAGGUUAUGGGUCUCUUGGCCUGAUGACGAGUGUGUUGGUUUGUCCCGACGGUAAAACAAUUGAGGCGGAGGCUGCUCAUGGAACAGUGACCAGACACUUCAGGGAGCACCAAAAGGGUAACCAAACCAGCACCAAUCCCAUUGCCAGUAUCUUUGCCUGGACGAGAGGUCUCGAGCACCGAGCCAAACUUGAUGACAACCCAGCAUUGGCUCACUUCUCUACCACAUUGGAGAAGGUCUGCAUAGACACUGUUGACUCUGGCUUAAUGACCAAGGAUCUUGCUGGUUGCAUACAUGGACUCAAGAACGUCAAACCAGAGCAUUAUUUGAACACCAUGGACUUCCUGAACGCAAUAUCCGACAACCUCGGCAGGGCGUUGAACAAGUAAAUAACUUGUGUACACUGAAACAACCUCUGAUUACCAGGGCCCAAUUUCAUAAAGCCUGUAGUCACAAAAACUUGCUAAGCACAACAAAUAUUGCUUAGCAGAAACUGGUUACCAGCAAAAAGUCUAUAACGUUUACGUUAUUGUGACUGGUGCCCCAACCAUUUUUGGCAUAGCAUAGAAAUUUGCUGAGCAGUAUUUUCUGCUAUAUGAAACUGGGCCGUGGCCCAAUUUUAUGGCUCUGAUUACUGUAAGAGAAGAAUUGGCCCUUACGGAAGCAGGGAAUUAUGUGCUUUCGUCAAGCGUAUUUCACAGGUUAGCAGGGAAUUUUGACUUGUGAGCGUGUGUACUCCACAUAUUCUACAUUCUUCUCUUACACAGCUAGCGCAGAAAUUUGGUGCUUACAAAGUAAGCGGACAAUAGUGAGCGCAAGCACAGAAUUUGGCAGUAAGCAGAGCCAUGUAGUUGGGCCCUGAUUUGAAAGACCUGAGGUGUUUCCAUGGAAACUUGUAAUUUCGAGGUCAACAAUCAGAUGACAAUGAGUAUUGGAUACUUUUCUGAAAAUGCAAUAUGCAAUAAGGUGUUUUAGCAAAUUAACAGAGGCUCUGUGCCUGUUCAUUGUUUUUAGAAAACCAAAGACUUAGAAAUCCCUGAGAUCAAAUCGUGCUGUGGUGUUCCAUUUACAAAGUGUUUGAAAUUACUGUGUGAUCGGUAGAGAAGAUUAAUCCCACAGUGCACUAAAAUAGCAUGAACCUCAGGAAAAGAGAGACUUAAGAGAAAGUUUAUCUUCCCUUGAAUGAUUAUGUGUUUCAAUUAUUUAAUGUAAUCACAUAAAUAAACAUUUAACUUAUUGUGAAUAGAGCUACAUGUUUAACGGAGGUAACAACCAUGGUCUGUUGCAUUGCAAUUAAGCACCGUAUAUUGACCUUUUCAUGUAAGCUGGGAUUUCUGCAUGUACUGGUUGUGACAAUUGUGAUGAUGUUAAAGUAAUGAUUUACAAAAUUAAACAUUGCUAAGUAAUUCAGGUCUGCAAUUUCAUCUUUAAGAUGGCAGGGCCGUUUCCAUUUUGCAAAGGGCCCUUUCUUCAUUUGAAUCUUGGAAGUUUAUGAGAAACUUACGUCUGUGUGAUUUCAGGCCAGCAAUAUUUAGCUUACUUCAUUGGUGAAUUAGGUUAUUGUCACUUUAAAAGUCACAGUAAGUUCUAUUUUUUUGAAAGUAAAUUUCUCAAUCAUUAUUUUAGUCGUUAAUUGUCUACUUUUCCUAAAAGGGCAUUAAUCUUUUAUGCAGUUGUCACAACUAGGGACUUAAUUGAACCCUAACAGUCUUAAUCUCUUGAAAUCAGUAUUAUUAUUUUUUCAUCUUUUGGGACAUUUAUGUGGCAAAUAUUCGGACUAGUUUGGAUAUCUAUGUAUGCUGUGAUGGUUUCUGAAAUCAAUGAAUACUUUGAAGGCAAAACAUUUUGGUUAUAAAGAAAACUUGGGAUAAACUGAAAACCUUCUUUUUCAAUCAGUAAAUCUCGCCUGGCUUCACCUGCACGUUGGUGUCAAAGAGAGGCCGGCUAUCCGUGAGACUUUCCUGACUAAAUGCUGCAGGCUUUGCCUAGUCGUGGUUUUCCUCUUGGUUUUUGAUUGCAUUCCCUUUGUUAUUAUUAAUCCGUAAAUACUUGAUAAUCAAAGUGAAAACUGACAUUUCCUGAUGUCUUCAUCAAUCUUUUGUCAAGGAAACAUGUACUUUGAAUUAUUGCAGUUCCGCUGGGAUAGGUUUUAUAUUUAUUAUCAAGUUUAUGUUAAACUUGUUAUUUCUAAAGACAAUUAACAAAACAAAGAAAAUCAUGUUUCUAAACCACCCUGUAAUGCUAAAAAGGUCAAGGUAGUUUCCCCCUGUGCUGUGCAUUUUUUGUUUUGUCAAAGAACUUUUAUUUUCGGUCACAUCAAAAUGUUACUUAUAAAUCUUAAUCUGCAAACCUGAAUUAAACAAAUAUUUUGCUGCUGUUGUGUUUCUUUUAUAAAUAUUUUAAUAAUUUCAACUAGUACUUGAAAUUGUACAAUACCUCACACAAUAGUAUAAAAGGUCACAAAGAUGAAAUACAAAUUAAUUGAUUUGUGGAAACAAAUAAAGUUGCUGUGCAAAGUAAAAAUUA